UAAAACAGAAUUUCAACAUGUGCUGAAUGCUCAUUCUCGUUUUAUAGCUUGCAGCGAUUAAGUCGUUUUUUAAGUGAAACAUUUUUAUCAGUUUAAAAAAGUGAAAUUUUAAUUAUGGCAAAUCCAAAUCAGGAAAUCAAAUAUACAAAACUCUUCAUCAACAAUGAGUUUGUCGAAUCAGUAAGCAAGAAAACAUUCGAGACAUUCAACCCGGCGAAUGGAAAGAAACUUGCUGAUAUCUCUGAAGGCUUCAAAGAAGAUGUUGAUAUUGCUGUAAAAGCUGCACAAAAAGCAUUUAAAAGAGGAUCAGAAUGGCGAAAUACGACUGCAACUCAUCGCGCUGAUUUAAUGCUCAAACUUGCAGACUUGAUUGCCAGAGACAUUGAAAUUUUGGCUAACUUAGAAACACUUGACAAUGGAAAGCCAUACGAGAGUGCCAAAGGAGAUUUGUUUUUCUGUACCAUGUUGCUUCGUUAUUACGCUGGCUAUGCAGAUAAAGCUCACGGUCGUACAAUCCCAACUGAACCUAAUACGUUUAGUUAUGUUCGUAAAGAACCGAUUGGAGUUUGUGGUCAAAUUAUUCCAUGGAACUAUCCUGCUCUUAUGACAGUGUUUAAAAUAGCACCAAUUUUGGCUACAGGAUGUGUUACAAUUUUAAAACCAGCAGAACAGACUCCAUUAACUGCACUUUAUAUUGCAAGUUUAACAAAAGAGGCAGGAAUUCCAGAUGGUGUAAUUAAUGUCAUCACAGGAUUUGGACCAACAGCAGGAGCAGCUAUUUCAAUGCAUCGAGAUAUUAGAAAGGUUGCAUUCACAGGUUCAACUGAAAUCGGAAAAUUGAUUAUGGAAGCAGCUGCAAAAUCAAAUUUGAAGAAAGUGUCACUUGAACUUGGUGGCAAAAGUCCUUUAGUCAUUUUUGAUGAUGUAAAUCUAGACGAGGUAGUUCCACUUGCUCAAGAAGCUAUAUUUACAAAUUCGGGACAAAUCUGUUGCGGUGGAAGUAGAACUUUUGUUCAAGAAAACAUUUAUGAUGAGUUUGUUAAACGUACGGUUGAACUUGCUAAGAAGAGGAAAGUAGGAUGUCCAUUUGAUUCAAAUACACAACAAGGUCCACAAGUUGAUAAAAUCACAUUUGAUAAGAUUCUUACUUAUAUUGAUUAUGGAAAGCAAGACGGUGCAAAAUUGGAAUUUGGAGGUAAAAGAUGGGGUAAUGAAGGGUUUUUUGUAGAACCAACCGUCUUCUCAAAUGUGACUGAUGACAUGAGAAUUGCGACAGAUGAAAUUUUCGGACCUGUACAAUCAAUCAUUAAGUUCAAGACAUUAGAUGAAGUCAUAGAAAGAGCCAAUAACACAGAAUACGGUCUAGCAGCAGGCAUUUUCACAAAGAACUUAAACAAUGCCAUCACAUUUGCAAAUUCUGUUGAAGCAGGAACUGUUUGGAUCAAUUGCUAUAAUGCAACAAGCGUUACUUCACCUUUCGGUGGAUAUAAGCUCUCUGGAAUUGGACGCGAGCUUGGCGAAGAAGGAAUUAAUUUAUAUCUUGAAACUAAAUCUGUAUCAAUCAACCUCGCAGCAAAUAACUAAAUCAUAUAACAUCUUCAAUAAAAAUUUGAAAUUUCUAAACGCACUCACCACGUGUUUUUUCAUAUAAAAUAGAAAAAUCAUUAAUUAAAGUAUAAAGUCAUUGUUUUGAGCUGUCUUGCUAUUCAAUACUGAAUAGCUAGAUGAAACUAAGCUAUUAAAAUAAACAUGAGCUCUUCAUGAUGUCUGGUUAAGGAGAUCUCGAUUGUCAGCCGAACAAACGAUCGAAUAAAGUGCAU
Chironomus riparius is the source of this 1820-nucleotide messenger RNA. Lineage: Eukaryota; Metazoa; Arthropoda; Insecta; Diptera; Chironomidae. The record is from the annotation of a GenBank genome assembly.